AUGUUGUAUAGUAUAGCAAGUGAUCGUAUAUUUAAAGAAGGACAACGAAUUGCACCAAAACAUCUGAUCAAUUAUUCUUCAUUUGCAAUUCCAUCAGCAACACCAGCUGUAUCAACUGCUAACACGUAUUGUACUCUUACAGAAUUCAAACUAGAAGAAGGUAAUAAUUUUAGAUUAAUCGUAAAAUCAGGUACCAAUGGUGUCCAAGCAUCGAUUGAAUGCCUAUGUAAAACAAUUAUUACAUUAGGAAAACUCCAUAAUAAAUUAAUACCAUCUAAUUUUUAUCGUCAUUUAAAAUCACCUGGCUGUAAAUAUGUAAAUCGUUUGUUGAAGGAACAGAAACUUGAAGAAACGAAUAGAAAUAAUUCUUAUUCAACAUCAUCAAGUCAACUUAUUGACAAUAAUUCACAAUCGAUCACAGCUGUUGUUCCUAAUCGUAAACGUACACUUGGAUCGACACACAAAAUCAACAGUCAAAAAAAACAAAAGAAUUGA
Molecule: messenger RNA, 495 nt
Organism: Rotaria sordida
Lineage: Eukaryota; Metazoa; Rotifera; Eurotatoria; Philodinida; Philodinidae
Source: the annotation of a GenBank genome assembly